AUGAUAUCAAACCCCACGUACUUGUCUCACAACUGUCUGAAGUAUUUUCUGAGUUUGGGAUUGUUGUUUGGAAUAUUUCCACUAGAAGGGUUGACUUAUAUGGAUCCUUCCAAGCUGAAAUUCCGUAUCUUGUCUAUGAAAAUGUUAUACACGGCAUUCCUUUUGUUCGUGUACGUCUGUUGUUGCAUAUUGGCUGGUAUUGAAAGCUUCUCGAAUGGAAUGGUUGUGGGUCGACUGACCGAACACGUUUUAGCUACUGCUAACUUUGUAUUUUCCGUUGACUGCAGAAAUGACGCGGUAGGUUUCGAGAAUUAUGUGAGAAAGCAGUUCCAUUUCAUUUUCAUAUAUCUCCCAUAUAACACAUUCAGUGGAAUUUUCAUAGUGGUCGUUGGAUGGAUAUCAACCUACAUAUGGAACUUUGGAGAUAUUCUGAUAGUGCUUAUGUGCAUAAUAUUGACAUUUAGAUUCGACCAACUGAAAUACAAAAUUGUUUGCUAUGUGAAAUCAAUCAAUUUAUGUGGACGUAGGGACAUCGUGAACUUAUGUCAGAAUCAAACACAGAAGAUUGACGUUUUGUUCUGGAAGAACAUUCGUGAGGACUACAAUGGCUUAUGUCAGAUGUGUUCAACAACCAAUGAUUUACUGGGAGAUAUGAUACUAUUGAGUUAUACGUGUAAUAUUAUAUUCAUCCUUGUUCAACUUUUCGUGAGUCUAAGAGAUAGGGAUGGAACAGUUGAAACAAUUUACUUCUUUUCUUCAUUUGGAUUCGUUGUUGCAAGAACCGUCAUCGUGUCCAUUUAUGGAGGAUGGCUGAAUGAGACUGCUAAAUCUGCUCUACCUACUCUGAAUGCAGUUCCAACUGAGAUAUAUAAUCCAGAAAUAGCAUGCCUCAUCAAUCAGAUUCACACGAGCAGUCCCACCAUGACAGGACACGACUUUUUUUCCAUAACAAAAGGAUUAAUUCUAAGUAUUGCAGCAACAAUAAUUACUUACGAGCUGGCUUUAAUACAGUUCAAUCAGGUUGCUCUCAAGAAAUUUUCUUCAAAUAAUGAUACGGUUUGUUACUAA
Messenger RNA from Leptinotarsa decemlineata (Colorado potato beetle), 1068 nucleotides. Its product is annotated as gustatory receptor for sugar taste 64f. Lineage: Eukaryota; Metazoa; Arthropoda; Insecta; Coleoptera; Chrysomelidae. The record is from RefSeq and is a predicted model, not a curated record. Gene Ontology annotation, biological process: sensory perception of chemical stimulus; detection of chemical stimulus involved in sensory perception of taste. Gene Ontology annotation, cellular component: membrane. Gene Ontology annotation, molecular function: taste receptor activity.